AUGUCUGUCACCGUCGCUGAGCUUGACGCCACCGUCAAAGCCUUCCAAGAAGGCAAGGGCGAAAUUCAAAAGCAGGCUCAGCAGAAGCUCAAUGAAUUCAAGUCGAAUCCUGACGCUUGGUUGAUGGUGGACAAGAUCUUACAAGAGGCCUCUUACUUGCCAACAAAAUACUUGGGUCUGCAAGUCCUGGACGAUGUCGUCAACACUCGAUGGAAAGUCCUACCGCGAGAUCAGUGCUUGGGUAUCCGCAACUUCGUCGUCGGCCAGAUUCUGUCCUCAUCAGAGACUGAAGAAGCCCUCAAGACCAACAAGCUCUUCAUCAACAAGCUUGAUCUCACCCUCGUCACCAUCCUCAAGCAAGAAUGGCCCCACAACUGGCCUACCUUCAUCAACGAAAUCAUUUCAGCAUGCCACACUGGCCUGUCAGUCUGCGAGAACAACAUGACUAUUCUGCGCUUGCUGUCUGAAGAAGUUUUUGAUUUCUCUCAAGAUCAAAUGACCUCGACCAAAGCUAAGAACCUCAAGACAACCAUGUGCGCCGAGUUCUCCUCAAUCUUUCAACUUUGUAACGAAGUCCUCACCACCGCAAACUCAAUCACCCUGGUCAAGGCCACUCUAGAGACCUUACUUCGAUUCCUGAACUGGAUCCCUCUUGGUUUCAUCUUUGAGACAAAACUCAUCGACACCCUGGUCUCUCGCUUCCUCGAGGUUGACCAGUUCCGAAAUAUCGCUCUCAAAUGCCUUACUGAGAUUGGUGGCCUGCAACUCGGUCAGCAGUAUCAAUACGAUGAUAAGCUGGUACAGAUGUUCACCGAGACCCUGACUGUUGUCGCCCGUACCUUACCUCUUGAUACCGACUUCCGUGAGGCAUAUGCAAAAGCUGGCCCUAGAGAACAAGAGUACAUUCUCAACCUCGCAAUAUUUCUCUGCAAUUACUUCUCGGUCCAUCUUCAAACCAUUGAACGACUUCCAAAUGCUGACUAUCUUCUCCAUGGUCACUUCUAUCUUAUCAAAAUAAGUUUGAUCGAUGAUCGAGAGAUUUUCAAGAUUUGUCUGGAGUACUGGACGAAGUUGGUCCAAGAACUCUAUGAGGAAAUGCAGCAGCUCCCCAUUACUGAACUCAAUCCCUUGGUCAGCAUGGGCGGAUUGACCAACGGGGGAGCACCUCAUCCAAGUACUCUAGCAAACUACCCACUUCGCAAACACAAGUACUCGCAAAUCCUCACCAGCCUCAGGCAAGUCAUGGUUGAAAAGAUGGUGCGACCAGAAGAAGUUCUCAUUGUGGAAAACGACGAGGGCGAAAUCGUUCGAGAAUUUGUCAAAGAGAGCGAUACCAUUCAACUUUACAAAACUACACGUGAAUGCCUGGUGUACCUGACUCACUUGGACGUUGUUGAUACCGAGAACAUCAUGUCGGACAAAUUGCAGCGGCAAGUGGAUGGAUCAGAAUGGUCAUGGAACAACUGCAACACUCUCUGCUGGGCCAUUGGUUCGAUAUCUGGUGCGAUGAAUGAGGACACAGAGAAACGUUUCUUGGUAACGGUGAUCAAAGACCUCCUCGGACUGACCGAAAUGAAGCGAGGCAAAGAUAACAAGGCUGUGGUGGCCAGCAACAUCAUGUACAUCGUGGGCCAGUACCCUCGCUUCCUGAAGGCGCACUGGAAAUUUCUGAAAACCGUGGUCAACAAACUAUUCGAAUUCAUGCACGAAACUCACGAAGGUGUCCAAGACAUGGCUUGUGAUACCUUUAUCAAGAUCGCAAACAAGUGCAAGCGUCACUUUGUUGCACUUCAGCCGGGUGAGACCGAACCUUUCAUUGAUGAGAUUGUCCGUAACAUGCGGAAGAUCACGAUGGACCUGAGCCCGCAACAAGUACACACCUUUUAUGAGGCCUGUGGCUAUAUGAUAUCUGCACAGGGACAGAAGAGUGUACAAGACCGACUGAUUGAUAAUCUCAUGUCAUUCGCAAAUACUGCCUGGGACAGUAUCAUUGCGCAGGCCAACAGCAACCCAGCGAUACUUCAGGACGCUGAAACCAUCAAAGUUGUCGGUAACAUCAUGAAAACCAAUGUUGCUGCUUGCUCGUCAAUUGGAAGCUAUUUCUACUCUCAAAUCGGACGCAUUUAUAUGGAUAUGCUCAAUAUGUACCGAGCAUCCAGUCAACUGAUAUCCGAUUCGGUAGCAUCAGGAGGUAAUGUCGCAACGAAGACCCCUAAAGUUCGUGGUCUACGGACUAUCAAGAAGGAAAUCCUCAAGCUUGUUGACAUCUACGUGCAGAAAGCAGAUGACUUGCAGAUGGUCAAUGACAGCAUGGUACCACCACUGUUGGAUGCCAUUUUGUUGGACUAUCAGCGCAAUGUACCUGAUGCUCGAGAUGCCGAGGUUCUGAGUGUGACCACCACGAUCAUUCACAAGCUACAUGUACGUUGGACCCCAAGAAGAUCUCGGCACCUGGUCAGAGAUGGCUCUACUAGUCAAAGCAGCAUUGCUAACGUUUUCCAGAACCUUAUGGACGACAAGAUUUCCCCUAUCAUGGACAGCAUCUUUGAAUGUACGCUUGAUAUGAUCAACAAGGACUUCCAUGACUACCCUGAAUUCCGUGUCGAAUUCUUCAAACUUUUGCAGGCUAUCAACCUGUUCUGCUUCCCAGCACUACUGAAAUUGGAUGGGAGACAGUUUAAGUUUGUGAUUGAUUCUUGCAUGUGGGCCAGUAAGCACGACAAUCGCGAGGUUGAGAAUACCGGUCUUUCUAUGUGCCUCGAGCUCAUCAACAAUAUGGCCGAUACCGAUCCCCAAACUGCGGGUGUCUUCUUCCAACAAUUCUACAUCUCUAUCCUCCAAGACGUUUUCUUUGUCCUUACCGACUCUGAUCACAAGGCCGGAUUCAAGUCACAAUGUAUGCUUCUUGCUCGUAUGUUUCAGCUUGUGGAGGCAAACAGAAUUUCACAACCGUUGUAUCAACCCGACCAAGCCGCUCCUGGGACAUCAAACAAGCAAUUCGUCAGCGAGUUCACCGGUAAUCUCCUACAGCGGGCGUUCCCCAAUCUCAAAGAAAUCCAAAUUCAGCACUUUGUUAAUGGCUUGUUUGCAUUGAACGAGGAUGCUACCAAAUUCAAGACUCAUCUUCGAGACUUUUUGAUCUCACUCAAAGAAUUUGCCGGGGACAAUGCUGAGCUCUACGCAGAGGAGCGAGAGCAGGAGAAGAAAGACUUGGCAGAUGCGGAACGUCAGCGCAAUAUGAAGGUUGGAGGUCUUAUCAAACCUGCAGACCUGGACCAAGAUGAUGAGUUGUGA
This is a messenger RNA of Exophiala bonariae, 3294 nucleotides long. RefSeq names its product Exportin-1 (gene XPO1). Gene Ontology annotation, biological process: protein export from nucleus; ribosomal small subunit export from nucleus; ribosomal large subunit export from nucleus. Lineage: Eukaryota; Fungi; Ascomycota; Eurotiomycetes; Chaetothyriales; Herpotrichiellaceae. Gene Ontology annotation, molecular function: nuclear export signal receptor activity; small GTPase binding. The transcript has 2 exons. The record is from RefSeq and is a predicted model, not a curated record. The coding region runs from base 1 to 3294 and encodes 1097 amino acids. Gene Ontology annotation, cellular component: cytoplasm; nucleus.